This is a messenger RNA of Lineus longissimus, 906 nucleotides long. Its product is annotated as neuronal acetylcholine receptor subunit beta-2-like. Gene Ontology annotation, biological process: nervous system process; regulation of membrane potential; chemical synaptic transmission. NCBI's taxonomy places the organism in Eukaryota, Metazoa, Nemertea, Pilidiophora, Heteronemertea, Lineidae. The transcript is spliced from 3 exons. The coding region runs from base 1 to 906 and encodes 301 amino acids. Gene Ontology annotation, molecular function: transmembrane signaling receptor activity; excitatory extracellular ligand-gated monoatomic ion channel activity; transmitter-gated monoatomic ion channel activity involved in regulation of postsynaptic membrane potential. The record is from RefSeq and is a predicted model, not a curated record. Gene Ontology annotation, cellular component: plasma membrane; synapse; neuron projection.
AUGACCUACUUUCCCUUUGAUCAACAUGUUUGCGAUGUAAAACUUGUGUCUGCCACCCUGUUACUUCCAAAUCUGGUCAUGACAGACACAAAUCCAGAAAUUUCGUUGGAUGACUACAAGACCAGCACUGAAUGGGAUGUGAUAACUACAUGGGCAAUUACGGAGGAACUGCCACCGCUAGAAACGCUUUCUUUUGCUAACCUGGAUGCCUCUGCUAUGUACAAGGCGUCGAUUGUCCUCCGCCGCCGUUCAGACUACUACGUUGUACACAUGGUUCUUCCCUGCGUCUUCAUGUCGCUGCUAGUGGUUUUGACCUUCUUAAUACCUAGUGAAGCCGGCGAGAAGGUCUCGUUUAGUGUCACCAUCCUACUUGCCUUCACAGUCUAUCAGACGAUCAUUGUAGAUACUCUGCCGAGGAGCUCGGAUACGACACCCGUACUGUCGAUCUACCUGACCAUUCAGGUAGCCAUGUCAUCACUGUCUGUGGUCGCCUCCAUGCUUGUCCUGAACGUGCAUCACCACGAUCCGCAGAAGCCGGUCACGGACUGGACGAAGACCCUUGUGUACGGAUAUCUUGCGGCCGUCACAUUCCAGCGCCAAUUAGUCAGGGAUCUUCGAUUAAACGAGAGGAAAGCAACUAAAAUCCAGGUCAAACAGUCUGAUACAUUUAGCACGGACCUAGAUUCAGGAUUGCAUGACACUGUGGAUCAGUUUCAAGAGGCGGCCGCUCUGUCGGAAAAAAAUCCCUUCCCUGCCGCAACACAACCUGCUGUAAGUGGCUACGGACACUACUGGAAAGUUGCAGCUGCAAUUCUUGACCGUUUCUUCCUGUUCCUAUUUCUAUUGGUGAUUGCAUUGACGAGUGUGGUUCUUCUCGUAGUAUUACCGAAGAUAAACAAUUAUUAG